CCCUUUCCACUUCCAAAAUCCAGUUCUUAUCCCGUUUUCAUGAUGGCUGCUGUAUUUGAUAGUUGUAUUUUUGCUGGAAAUAUUUAUUUUUGUGUCGGCGUUUGUGGUUUAUUUCAGUGUAUCACUGUGAGGAAAUUGUGUUUUGAAAUGUAGAUAUUUACUGUGGUUAUUAUCUACUGUUAUGGCAGACGAAGAUCCAGAACUAGAAGUUCGUCGUGCCCUAGAUGUGGUCCAGUCCAUGAUUGACAUUUCUGCAGAUAGAUUGGAAGGGUUAAGAACGCAGUGUGCAACUAGCGCAGAAUUAACACAACAUGAAAUUAGAACUCUUGAGGGUAAACUCAUUAAGCUGUUCUCACGACAGUUGAUGCUCAAGGCAAGGCUGAAGGAUGACGGGACGCCGCCAGAGAUCAAACAUGUGCCGUCACUGCGCCAGUGGCUACAGGUCGUCGGCCUCUCUCCUGACUCGGUCCAGAUUGUGACGUAUAAAGUUCGCUCAUUGGAAGCGCUGCAGGAGAAGACUGAGAGGGAGUUGCGCACCUGGCUGUCUGAGAGGCCGCAGAAGGACGAGGAGCUGCGUAGAUUGAGUCAUGCCCUACAUAACCUCAAACGUUACACAGACAUCCUGGUGAGAGGUGACAGUGAGACAGUAGAAGCACUCUAUUGGGACUCAUGGGAUCGCCACCGGCUAGUAGCGGGAGGUGGGGGCUCGUCCCCUCGACCGCCGCGUUCCAGGGCUGGACGCUGCUCCGUGCCAUCAGAGGAGUCACUACAUCCUAUGCCCCCCUUGUCACCCCCACUGCCUCCUUACCAUACCACCACACCACCGUCCACCCCGCCAGUCGCCAAGGGAAAACAACUGGUCAUGGCCAGCGAGAGAGUGAGGUUCCCUACUACGCCGCCACCACGCCGGAAGCACCAGACAGGGUUACCAACCUUGCUGCCUGACCCACAGCCCCUCACUAAGUCCAAGAGCCAUGAGUCACAGUUGGCUAACAAAGUGGAUGGGGAAACCAACAGUAUAGGGAGCAGCACUGUGGAGAGGAGAGGUAGACUGCCGACGGAGCCGGGCCCAGGGGGUCACACAUCCCCACUGCUCUCCAGCCCUAUCAAGUCUCCGCCUCCUGUACGAGAUCCACCCCAGGAAGAUAUCACGUAUAAAACCAGCCUGCAGGUACCAAAGUCUCCUAGAACACCUACCAUCUCACGGGGCAUGGGGCACGUCAUCGCUCACCGGUUUACCAAAACAUUCAAGAUGAUGACUACCUGCGAUUACUGUGACAAACAGAUGUUCAUCGGCACAGGGUUGAAAUGUAAGGAGUGCAAGUACAAGUGCCACCGGGACUGUGAGCCCAAGGUGCCGCCGUCGUGUGGCCUGCCACGGGAGUUGGUGGAUGAGUUCCGGCGGACGAUCACUGGGAACCAGGACGUGUUUGUGCCGAGUCAAUCUCCCAGUCUGAACAGGCCGUCGCCCAGCCACGGGUUGCUCAGUCGACGAGAGAGGAAGACCAUCAAUGUACCACCAUUUCCAGGGGGUCUGGACUCCAGCUCCAACACGUCCAGCUGUAACAGUUCGACUCCUUCCAGCCCCGCUCUUGUGGCUAGUCACACCCCUGCUGCAACCCUCACCAAGCAUCAGCAAUUCCACUUCCCUGAUGUGGUUACGCUGCAAACACAUCCACUGGAAAGAUCUCAGGACUCAGACCGGACAGUGUCGGGGAGUGUGAGCACGGACUCGGACCACACCCCAGUGAGGGUGGACUCCCAGGACAGUCAGGUGUCUGACAGCGAGAUCGUGGACAACCGUGCCUGGCCUCGCCAGAACAGUCUUUCAAUGCGCGAGUGGGACAUUCCAUUUGAUGAGCUGAAGAUGGGCGAGCCUAUCGGUACCGGACAUUUCGGUACUGUGUACCGCGGCAACUGGCACGGCGACGUGGCCAUCAAGGUGCUCAACAUGAACUACAUGGAUGACGACAAGACCUUCGAAGCUUUCAAACUGGAGGUGGCGAUAUUCCGCAAGACCCGACAUGAGAACGUGGUGCUUUUCAUGGGAGCCUGCAUGAAACCUCCCCGGCUGGCGAUAGUGACCAGCAUGUGUAAAGGCAUGACCCUCUACACCCACAUCCACCUGUGUAAGGACAAGUUCAACAUGAACAAGACCACCUCCGUCGCUCAACAGAUCUCUCAGGGAAUGGGAUACCUGCACGCCAGGGGGAUCAUCCACAAAGAUCUAAAAACGAAAAACAUUUUCCUGGAAAAUGGAAAAGUCAUCAUAACAGAUUUUGGACUGUUCAGUGUCACCAAACUGUGUUUUGCAAACAGGAAGGUGGAUGGCCUCAGCAUACCCAAGGGGUGGCUUUGUUACCGCCCGGAGAUCAUCCGGAGUCUGCGAGCUCACCAGAAACCUGACGACGAGGAACUUCCGUUCUCCAAAUCCUCAGAUGUGUACGCUUUUGGCACUGUUUGGUACGAGCUGUUGUGCGGGGAAUGGCCGUUCAAGGGACAGCCCCCCGAACCCAUCAUCUGGCAAGUUGGUAAGGGAGCCAAGCAGCCUCUGGCAAACCUGCAAGCCUCCAGGGACGUCAAGGACAUAUUGAUGCUGUGCUGGUCCUAUCAGCCAAGUGAGAGACCAGACUUUAUCCGACUGCUCAAGACUCUGGAAAAGCUGCCCAAGAAGCGUCUGGCUCGCAGUCCCUCUCACCCCAUCCACCUCUCACGGUCGGCAGAAUCUGUUUUCUGAGUGGUGCAUUUACCUGCUACUCUCGAGUCUGUGGAGUCCGUCUUCUGAACAGAUGACUGACUAGCCACGCUCGAGACUGCAGAGUCUGUUUUCUGAACUCAACAGCCAGCCACUCUUAAAUCCACAGAGGUUGUCUUCUGAACUGUUCAUUUGCCAGCCACUCUCAUGUCUGCGAGGGUCUGUCUUCUGAACAGAUGACUGACUAGCCACGCUCAAGACUGCAGAGUCUGUUUUCUGAACUCAUCAGCCAGCAACUCUUAAUUCCACAGAGGUUGUCUUCUGAACUGUUCACUCGCCACCCACUCUCGAGUUAACAGAGGUUGUCUUUUGAACAGUUCACUCGCAGCUACUCUUGGGUCUGCAGAGUUUGUCUUCUGAACUGUUCACUCACCAGCCACUCUCGAGUUCUCGGUUGUUGUUCUCUGAACUGUUCACUUGCCAGCCACUCUCGAGUUCACGGAGGUUGUCUUCUGAACCGUUCACUUGCAGCUACACUCUCGAGUUCACGGAAGUUGUUCUCUGAACUGUUCAUGGAGGUUGUUCUCUGAACUGUUCAUGGAGGUUGUUUUCUGAACUUUUCACGGAGGUUGUUCUCCGAACUGUUCACUCGCCAGCCACUCUCGAGUCCACGGAGGUUGUCCUCUGAACUGUUCACUCACCAGCUACUCUCGAGUCCACGGAGGUUGUCCUCUGAACUGUUCACUCACCAGCCACUCUCGAGUCCACGGAGGUUGUCCUCUGAACUGUUCACUCACCAGCCACUCUCGAGUCCACGGAGGUUGUCCUCUGAACUGUUCACUCACCAGCCACUCUCGAGUCCACGGAGGUUGUCCUCUGAACCGUUCACUCGCCAGUUACUCUCGAAUAUGCAAAGUCUGCUUCUGAACUGUUCACUCGCCAGCCACUCUGGGGUCUGCGGAGAUAGCUAUGACGUAACCAACAUUUCUAAUGUCAGUUCUCAGCAUUCAAGGUACAUCAGAGGAUCCAUGUGGUUAGUUGUGAUACGUUGUGACCAAAGAAAAACAUCUUUGUACUGGUACACCUUACUUUUGUUAAUUAUAUUUAAGCAAACUAAUACAUUCUUGAAAGGAUUAACAUUAUAGAAAGUCUCCAAUAGAGAUAUAUGUUGUGGUUUUAAAAUCUAUUCAGUUUAGAUUGUAUUUUCUCAGAAUACAUAUUUUUCUAUUGAGCUGUACACCAAAGAUUGUUUCUAAUACAGAGAUUUUAUUCAAAGUGCUGAUAAUAAUUCGAGUUAUAAAAGAUCCAUUCCAAAAAAUGUUUAAUAUUUAAUUUACCUUUUAGAUCACACAUAUAAAUUUAUUUUCAAACAAAAUACAUAUUCAAUAACUUGUAAACUACAAAAAAAUAUAGUAAUCUUAAAAAUUCCGUGUGAAAAAACUUUAGUGCAAAAAGUUUUUGAGAAAAAUGUUGAGGUAUGUUAAAGCAUAAACUAAAUAUGAUUAUAUGAUAAAGAUGAAAUCUUCUUGAAGAUAUAUUGCCACAUGACAUAUUCACAUUUUUAUUCAUUAAAUUGUGUUUCAUAUGAGUGUUUAAAUAGUAAAAGUAUACACACCAAAAUGGCGUUGGAUGUGUUGGGCUACAUGUGUUAAAAUACUUUGUCUAACUCCAUAAACAAAAAAAAUUAGAUGAUUCAAUCUCUUAUGGGUGUAUUGAGUGUUUUUAAAAAUUUAUUCUGCAAUUUUCUCAUUGCCAGCAUGGUUACCCAUAAAACCAAUUUUCAAAUAUUCGCUAACACUCAGCCAAAUCCCAUGGAGUCGCAUGCAACAUAAUCGAACCCAGUGUUUUUUUUUUCAUGUAGAAAUGAAGCUUCAUGCAAAUUUCAAGUCUAGGUCAGUUUGUUCUUGAGAUAUCGUGCAGACAGACAGACGGUCAUACAAACAAAUUAAAUUUUUCUAGCCUCACGAGUGAUACGCUUUGCUAAUGCUCAGCCAAUAAACAUUUAUAUAUUAUGUACAUAACUGGCCCUGUAACUUCACCUGAUAACUUACGUAAGGAUCUUUUUCGUAAUAGUGUUAGCCGAAUUAUAUGUUUUAAAGUUUGAAAAGCAAACGAUUAAAAAUUAUUAUAUCAGCAUCAAAUAAAAACUUUUUUGUGUAAUUUUAUCAGUAACAAAACCUAACAUGUAUUGGUGUUAUACAUAUACGGAGACUUGUUUGAAAAGUGACAACUAGUUUAAUUCAAAUCUUGUUAUUUAGUACACUUGGUGAAAAUUUCUAUUUAUUUUUUGUCUUUACUCCGUAAGAAACUUCUGAUGUUGGUGUUCUCACAAUGCUAAUUCCAAGAAUGUAUUUUGGUCACUAGGCUAUCGCAAGUCCAACGCGUACGUAACGUGACGUACAAUGAUGUUACUCGACCUAACAUAAUGUAGCGUAACAUUAGUUUAGACGUACAAAGAUUGAUCUCUCUGCGACAAGUUACCAUAUUUUGGCCACAAGUUGGACAAACUUUAAGCUUUAAUUUUUUAUAUAUGAUUAGUUUUAUGUUUGUACAUAUAAAUAAAUACAUACAUAAUAUAAUAUAUAUAUAUGGUUGCCUUCAGA
Molecule: messenger RNA, 5298 nt
Organism: Homalodisca vitripennis (glassy-winged sharpshooter)
Lineage: Eukaryota; Metazoa; Arthropoda; Insecta; Hemiptera; Cicadellidae
Gene: ksr
Product: kinase suppressor of Ras 2
Biological process (GO): protein phosphorylation
Molecular function (GO): protein kinase activity; ATP binding
Source: RefSeq, a predicted model, not a curated record